This is a messenger RNA of Verticillium alfalfae VaMs.102, 1296 nucleotides long. RefSeq lists its product as hypothetical. Lineage: Eukaryota; Fungi; Ascomycota; Sordariomycetes; Glomerellales; Plectosphaerellaceae. The transcript is spliced from 2 exons. The record is from RefSeq and is a predicted model, not a curated record. The coding region runs from base 1 to 1296 and encodes 431 amino acids. Gene Ontology annotation, molecular function: iron ion binding; oxidoreductase activity, acting on paired donors, with incorporation or reduction of molecular oxygen; heme binding.
AUGACCCAACGAUGGACAAUCAUCGCUGCCAUUGUCGUCCUGGUUCUAGCUCUUCGACCGAGCAGACGCAGACCACCCCGCAUCCCCGAACGCGUCCCAUUCGUUUCCAACACCAUCGCCUUCAUGACUGAUCCUGCGGACUUCCUCGACCGCGUCUCGCUGUUUCUCAAUCGCACGUCAACGAGCGUCGCCACCUUCUUUAUCGGUCCAAUACCCAUCACCCUCAGACGGAUCAGCUCGCGGGACCACGCCGAGGAAAAGGCUGGGAAGACUUUCCUGCUGAGCAGAAGGGUUUGGCACCGGCAAACUCAGGUUGUCCACUCUCUGCUCGGGCAAACAACACCCACAAUCGGUUUGAUGCGAUGGUAUGGAAAAUUCUUCGACCAAGGAAUCGAAAAGGCAGUACCUACAAUCGGUCGCUGGGAAAGCGCUCGUCUCAUCGACUUUAUCAAGCGCGAAAUGGCCUUGGCAGCCACUAGAGCAGUGACCGGCACGGAAAUUGUCGAGACGAACCCAGACCUGGUGGAAAGGUUUUGGACUUUCGACAGCGUGGCACUCAGCCUCAUGUACGGGACACCCGCUUGGUGGGAUCCGCGACCUGCCCGGGUCAGAGACGAGAUCAACGCCCUCCUCAAGCAGCAUCUUCAACGCGCUCUCGCCAAGACGAAGCUCGACGGCUCCAAGAUUGUACGUCCCGAUGGCAGCGUCGAAGACCCUGACUGGGAACCGGCCAUGGGCAGCCGAUACCACCGCGCUGUCACGGCUUUUGGCCAGUCAGCGGGUUUUUCCGAACAAGGUCUUGCAGCCAACACGCUGUUGGUGCUGUUUGGUCUCAACUCGAAUUCGAUUCCCAUCACCAUUUGGGCCAUCUUUGAGCUCGUGAAAGAUCCAGAGCUCUUCCAAGCCGCGCGGAAGGAGGCAGAUUCAGUAAUCGUCAAGGACAAUGACGGGAAGAAGUAUAUUGACAUACUCAAGCUUGCCAAGUUGCCUCUCCUCCAGGCCAUCUAUCUCGAAUGCAUGCGCCUCCAUGUACUCAUUAGCAUUACGCGUGAAGUCGUCCAAAAGACAACAAUCUGCGGUUAUGAGCUCCCACGCGGGCGCAUGGUGCAGGCGCCCACAAGCCUCGCGGGGCUGGACGAUCGUGUUUGGGCACGCGACGGACACCCUGCGACCGAAUUCUGGCCGGGGCGUCAUAUUAAAACCAGUGACCAGGGACAUGAGGAGUUAAUGUUCACUGCCAAGUCAAGCGAGUUCUUCCCCUACGGGAGGUGUCUGUCCGCUUGCGAUUGUUUGUGA